Cydia pomonella (codling moth) is the source of this 869-nucleotide messenger RNA. RefSeq lists its product as uncharacterized. Gene Ontology annotation, molecular function: structural constituent of egg chorion. Gene Ontology annotation, cellular component: egg chorion. Bases 101 to 727 code for a protein of 208 amino acids. The record is from RefSeq and is a predicted model, not a curated record. The transcript has 2 exons. Gene Ontology annotation, biological process: chorion-containing eggshell formation; multicellular organism development. NCBI's taxonomy places the organism in Eukaryota, Metazoa, Arthropoda, Insecta, Lepidoptera, Tortricidae.
CUUUAAUUAGGCAAUAGUUAGAUAUGGGUCAUAUAAACCAAUAUUUUCGAAAACUAAGUCAUUGUUAAGAAAACUGCUAAAAAGGAAAGUGAUAGUUAAAAUGGCGUUUAAAGUUGUACUUUGUGUUAUUGCCGUCUUGGGUCAGUCCUUUGCUGCGCCAUCUAGCUGCGGCUGCUCUCAAGAUUUUAGCCCCCCAGUAUACAGUAGCGACGGCGUCGUUAUUUCCGAAAUCGACUACCAACCCAGUUAUAAACCUAUUUCUAUCAGUUUUUCCGAAAAGGACACCCAAUCAAGCUACAAACCUAUUUCAGUCAGGGUUGAAAAAGAAAGUUAUAAUCCUAUUUACCAUGUCAGCACAUCGGCAAAAGAAAGCUACAAGUCCAGGUCCAAACCUACUUACGUCAGAGUUUCCGAAAAUGAGAGCUACAAGUCCAACAAACCUGUUUUUGUGCCCUCACUUGACGUGCCUAGUAAUGGAGGAACUUUUCUCGUAACUAGCGUCGGCACAAUCGUUCCGUCCGGCAUCGGUGUUGCCACCGACUUAAGUCUCGGCGGUGAGUUGGAGGUAUCCGGCGUCCUUCCGUAUUUGAGCGCCGUAGCUUUUGAAGGACAGUUUGAUGCUAACGGCGCAGCAGCUGUGGAGUAUGGUUGUGGCGACUGUGUGGCUAUCACGGAAGAAAUAAGGGGAAACCCUAAUUUUAACCCUCUUGUCAGUGGCAAAUACUGAUCAUCUUAUUCUCAAAACUUAAUAUAGGGCUUUAAGUAAGAGUGUGUGUUUUUAACAAGAAAGCAUCAGUAUUAAGUUUUGUUAAUGUUAUAAGUUUAUUUAAUUUUGUUGACUGAAUAAAUUAGUAUUUAUUUCUAAAUAA